Molecule: messenger RNA, 669 nt
Organism: Macrosiphum euphorbiae (potato aphid)
Lineage: Eukaryota; Metazoa; Arthropoda; Insecta; Hemiptera; Aphididae
Source: the annotation of a GenBank genome assembly
AUGGCGUCAUCCACGAUAAUAAUUUUGAUUUCGAUCGUCUCGAUCGCGUCUAUCACCGCGGAGGCAGUCAAUAUUGACUCCGCCGAUACGGAUUGGAUUAAUACCCACGUUGACAAAUUUCCAGAAACAACAGGUCGCCGGAAUUUGCAAACAAGGAUCGUUCCUAAAUACUAUGGCCUCGACGUGUGGCAUAUGUUGGAUUUAAGGCCUAAACUUCAACCGCUGAACACGUUAUCGAAGCCUACUAAAGCCGAGCGCAUUGAAAGUCAGCAUGAUGCAGGUUGGAGAAGUCGACGACAAAUCGACGGCAAAACAUUAGGCGAAGAUGGCGGAUCCAGCUCACUCUCGUCCCUCGCCAGCUCUAGUUCGCCGUCAAAUGUAAACGGUGAGCACGUAUACCCCGUCAGUGUAGAAAAUUGGAUACUCCAACAACUGAAAAUCGAGGAAAUGAAUCGGAUCCUGGAACCCACUUUGGGAAACAGACGUCGACGCUUGGCAUCCGGUGAAGAAAUAUCAUCAGACAACAAUACUACAGCGGACCCGACGGUCCCUAUUGAUGCGCAUAAAAUGAUUGAAGUUAAAUGCUUAUUAACUCUUUCGCUCCCUGUAUCCCUUCCAACAGAGUGUAUACAAUUUUAUUUUAGAUCUUUAUUUAAAACUAUUCACUGA